This is a messenger RNA of Rhopalosiphum maidis (corn leaf aphid), 1444 nucleotides long. Its product is annotated as unconventional prefoldin RPB5 interactor-like protein. Lineage: Eukaryota; Metazoa; Arthropoda; Insecta; Hemiptera; Aphididae. Gene Ontology annotation, biological process: negative regulation of phosphatase activity; negative regulation of transcription by RNA polymerase II. The record is from RefSeq and is a predicted model, not a curated record. Bases 260 to 1339 code for a protein of 359 amino acids. The transcript has 6 exons. Gene Ontology annotation, molecular function: transcription corepressor activity; phosphatase inhibitor activity; chromatin binding.
ACUUAUCGACUUAUCAGUGUCCACACGACUCGUCGCCUUAUCGGUCACGACUCACGUGUGUGCUGCGUUUCUUCUCACGAGCAGCUGCAGCUGCACACCGCUAGCUUUAGUGCUGCUGCAGCUUCACUACAACUAGUACGAGUGUAGUCGUUCGCUCCAACAGUGCCGAAGUCACAGUCGUGAUCGUCUGUACGUCGAGACAACAAAAAAUCACCUUAAGACCGUCCACACGAAUUCGUCGUCAGAAGUCCAGUGCGCCAUGACGUCGCCGUCAUCCGAACAGCAGCUGCACGCCGUCCCCCUGGUGCAGAAAUUCAACGCGGAGGCAUUAGAAUUAAAUUCUUCAUUAGAGCAAAAAUGGAAAAAUUUCAAAAAGGAAUAUGAAGAAUUACAUACAUGCUUGGAAGAAUUUCCCAAACAAUUGUCUGUUCCAAUAUUGAUGCCACUUGGACCAAAAGUGUUUGUACGUGCACAACUAUGUAACACUAAUGAAGUAUUUAUUAGAUACAAUGAAGUUUUUACUAAACAGAGUGCUUAUGAUGCUAGAGCUGCCUGCAAAAGGCAAAUCAAUAGGUGUGAUGAUAUGCUUGAAAAUUUAAGAAAAGAAAAAGAACUAUUCGUAGAUAAUAUUUGUGCUAGACAGGAAGUUGUUGAUGUUCCAGAAAAAUUAGUAGAAAUAAAUGAACCUUAUGAUGAAGCAGAAGAGGCAGCUUGGAAUGAAAUCCAUAAACAGAAGGUAAAAGAAUAUAAAAAACGUUUAGCUGAAGAAAAACAGCAACAGGAAUUAGAGCAACGUCAAAAAAUAUUAGAUGAAUUCAAAUCGGUAGGGUUUGAUGACAAACUCAGUGGAUUGAAUAGACCAACAUUGUUUAUUGCAUCUAAAGUACAUUAUACACUUAUGAAUGGGGAAGACAGUGGUAGUGAAAAUUGUGACGAGGAUGACGAUGAUGACUAUGAUGAUGAAGAAGAAGAUGAUGACGAUGAUGAUGAUGAUGAUGAUGAAGAUGAAGAUGAAGAUGAAGAUGAAGAUAGUAAAAUAGAAAUUGUUUUCACCAAUGAUAUACCUGAAACUACUAGAACCUUAAAAAAAAAUAAUAAAAAACAAGUAUCAUUUAAUAACGAUGUUCAAAUUAAAGAAUUUGUACCAAGGCCUGGUGAACAUUUCAUUCGUCGAAGAGAAGAAACCACAACUGAAUCUAAAAGUCCAAACUUAAUUGUUACGGAAAUAGAUGACAUUGUGGAAAGAGUUUCUGACACAUGUCUGGAUAAUGAAACUGAUGAUCAAGAAGAAAAUACAAGACCCGUUAGUAGAUUUAAAUCCAACCGAAGAAAUAGGUAGGAACAAUAAAAUUAAAUAUCAGAUGUGUAUACAUAUAUAUUGUUUUUUAUUUGGUUAAUUUAAGCAGCUAAUAAAGCUAUUGUAUACAUCAUAAUAUAUUUGUAU